CACAUUUUUGAAGCUUUUAUUUUUUGUUAUAUGAUUUCAUCAAAUUUAAUAUCUAAGAGGAACUUAUUCUAAGUUAAAUGAAGUAAGUCACACGGGCAAAUUUAUAUAAAAUGAGAUAUGGAUAUUUGAUCAUUGUGACCCAUGCAAAUUGGGCGACGUGUUUUAGGACUAAACUUUGAAAAUUUUCGGUGAUUUUUAUUCUAAGAAAUUAUAUAAAUUAGGAAACUACACCUGCGGCAUCAACUUCAAACAUUUCAUCAUGAUGAUGUUUAUCCAGUGCCUCACUCUGAUGCUUCUAUAUGGCGGAGGAGUGGGUGGUGUGACCAUCACCAGACUGUCGGUGCCCAGAACUGUGCUCGCCAACACGUCCUCGGUGACCAUGGACUGCGUCUACACCGUGCCAGACCAGCAGCGACUGGGGCUCGUGGUCAAGUGGUACGUUGACAUGGUCCACCUGGUCUACCAGUGGAUACCCCCCCAGAAGCCCCAGGCGCUGGGUCUGCUCAGUGACAGGGUGGACACCAGCUACAAGGCCGCGCGAGAGUGGUGGGCCGAGUACAGGGCCAUCAGAAUAACGAAGUUAGACCCGACCUUGUCCGGUGAUUAUUCCUGCACCGUCAGCACUUAUGAGGACGAGGACACCAGCACAGCGCCUCUACUAGUCUGGGUGCCAUCGUCAUCCGUACGCGUGCACUACUGGCGAACGUCGGCCACUCAAGUGAAUGUAACCUGCGUGGCAAGAAACGUUGCACCGCGGCCUGAUUUUACCCUCUACACGCUCUACCCUGACCGUAACAGGAUGGACGUGGGCUCGGUGGGCCGAAUGGAAGCGUCCCGAGGCGGUGGGUUGUGGGACGUGGGUGAGUGGGGUCUCAUAGACUGGGCCCGCACCCCACCCGACACCGUGGUGGGCUGCAUCGUUACCGUGCAGCUCACCAAGUAUAGGGAUAUCCACGAGACAAUCUACGAUCCCAAUCUGCCUAUCAUCACUACCACCACCACGACAACCACCACCACCACACCCAGACCACGACACUCCUCCAACCUGGCCAACAACGCACCUAGCACCGGCGCCAGUCUGCUAGAUUUCUCCGGCCUCUUCGGUGCAGCAAACCGUGGGUCCCGGAGAAGAGCAGGCUGGUAUCUUAAGAGCUUAUCAGGGUUAUUUCUCGGUCUUUACCACUGGCGCCGAGGACAUCUAUAAGCGCGGUGCUGCUGCAUAUAUGCAAUAGAUAUAAUUCACUACAAAGAUCUAAAUGUUUCGUAAGUGUUACCUAUCGAUGGAAACUUUGCCCUCUAUAGCCGUGUAUUUUUUCUAUAUUUCUGAGAUUAUUUGUGCUAUCAUUAAAGACAUGAGCACGCGUCAGUUGUUUGGGAUGACGGAGCGAACCAGUCGCUUACGACGAAGGAUUUUACGUGUGAAGUAUUGGGAAAACCUGUAUCACAUACAGGGAAUUAUUUUUAAUGAGAUAACCCCAUUAAAAUCAAAACCAGAUGCAUAACUAAAUGAAAUGCCACUAACAUUGAACUUUAGAGCAUUUAGAAGCUCACUUUACGUGAACUAUAAUGUCGGCUUAUGGGUUUUAAUGCAAUUAAAUCGUAAUAUUUCAGUACUUCUACUGCCUGUUAGUUCCCGCGAGAAAAAGUUGAAGCUAUAUUUACUAAGCAUAAAGUGAAAUUAUAACUCGAAUCGAAGUACAUAGAUACAUUUUUUGCGUGUGUUUUUAAGAAAUGUCAAUUGAAAGUGGAGUUAAAUGGAACGAUGUUUUCUCUAAUAACGAUAAUAUAUGUGUUUAACAGUUUAUUAAAAGUUCCGAAAUUAUUCGUAAUUGAAUUUGACUUGACGUAAUUGAAUUUGAGCUGCCUAAAGCAUAUAGGCGAUAUGAGCAAUGAAUGAAAUUCUAAAAACAGCGCAAGUGCAUCGCUAUUGCAAGUAUAUGUUUAAAUUUGACUUUACUUUAAGCCAGUUGCAGGCAGUCCUUCAGAUUUUACAUAGUGCAAAACAAAUUUUACAAGCAAGACAAUAUAUAAUAAUUCCAUCACAACUUCAUUCUAAACCGGAUGACGUUAUUUAACGGCUCCUUACUUACAAAAAUGAAGGAUUGGGUAGGUCUAUGUCGUGAAAAUUACCUUUCGGCAAUUUGCGAAGAACAUUAAAUAGCUCAUUCGUUUCUCACAGCUCGACUGUAAAUAUAUAAACUAACUCGUACUUCAUUCAAUAUUCAUGGAUUCACUACUUGAAUCAUUUGCUCUCCCGUGUUCACUGUGAAGAUUAUAUUGACAAAUAUGAGCACCUUGAAUGUCAUGUGACUUAUUCGCAAGGAAUUGUAGCCACCCUUUGACUCACAGUCUAAAAUACAGGUCAUAUUGCCAAGGUUUUGAAACCCGUCAGUGUUACGCCUAUAGGGGCCUAACUGUGUCAUCGGUGAAUCAUCGGUGAAUCAUCGGUGUGUCGGAGGCGAAGUGUAAAAUCCAUUCGCGCAUUCCGCACUCUCCAUAGUUCGGAAUCGUCUGCUAGUUAUCACCCUCGACUCACUUUUGAAUACAAGUCUUCUUUUGAUCCUAUCUUCAUUAUUGCCUCCAACGCGAGACAUAUACGAACAAGGCGCUACAGUCAGACAUUUUCAGAUAACUGGAAUUCUACCAUAGAAUUUCACGUAAAAAAAACAACUGGAUUUUUUAAACAUGUGAUUAUCCUAUUAUUUUAACGGCGUCCGCAGCGUUUUUGCUGAAUUAGAAGCAGCGCGCGGAUCAGUUAUAAAUCUGAGCGCUUGUUAUUCAUUUAAAGCUUAGUUAGAAAGUUGGCUUUCGUUAAAAAAAGACUUGAUACAUUAUUACUGCUGUUGUAUCCUGAUUUAUGACUGGUCACGUGCAUUCACAUGAUUAUGGAUGCAUUUUUUAGCAUAGCAUGCAUAUAUGUUAAUGAAAGUUAAAUUUACUAUUUAAUUAAAUGCAUUAUUUACUAUUCAUUAAUAAUCAAUUCCAUACUUUUUAAAUCAAAACUCUCGGAACGUCCAAAAAAUUUCUCAGCAUAGGCGUAAAAAAUACGAACUAAUGAAGCAUAAUUUCUAACGCAUUGUUUAUUAAAACUACGAAUGACGAUCAUGAUGUAAUAAUUCUUGUAUUUGUGUACUUUGUACAUUGUGUACUCUCGCUGUGAGUGUUUCAAAUAAAUCUUAUUUUUGUAUUGUA
Hyalella azteca is the source of this 3192-nucleotide messenger RNA. RefSeq lists its product as uncharacterized. The transcript is spliced from 9 exons. Bases 260 to 1204 code for a protein of 314 amino acids. The record is from RefSeq and is a predicted model, not a curated record. Lineage: Eukaryota; Metazoa; Arthropoda; Malacostraca; Amphipoda; Hyalellidae.